Molecule: messenger RNA, 2383 nt
Organism: Oenanthe melanoleuca
Lineage: Eukaryota; Metazoa; Chordata; Aves; Passeriformes; Muscicapidae
Gene: BBS5
Product: Bardet-Biedl syndrome 5
Exons: 12
Coding region: 47-1075 (342 amino acids)
Biological process (GO): cilium assembly; intracellular transport
Cellular component (GO): ciliary basal body; BBSome
Molecular function (GO): phosphatidylinositol-3-phosphate binding
Source: RefSeq, a predicted model, not a curated record
GCCGUUGCCACGGCGGCGCGCGGACUCGUCGGGGCGGGUGGUGGCCAUGAGCGGGGCGUUGGACGUGCUGUGGGAGGACAGGGAUGUCCGCUUCGACAUCUCCCCGCAACAAAUGAAAAUGAGACCUGGAGAGGUCCUUAUAGACUGCUUAGAGUCUGUUGAAGAUACCAAAGGAAACAAUGGAGACAGAGGCAGACUGCUUGUGACAAAUUUGCGGAUCAUUUGGCGCUCACUGUCAUUGCCCAGAGUCAAUCUCUCUGUCGGUUACAACUGUGUUAUAAAUAUAACUACAAGAACUGCCAACUCAAAAUUACGAGGGCAGACAGAAGCCCUGUAUAUAUUGACUAAAUGUAACAAUACUCGCUUUGAGUUCAUAUUUACCAAUAUUGUUCCUGGAAGUCCCAGACUCUUCACUUCAGUCAUUGCCGUGCACAGAGCUUAUGAAACUUCCAAAAUGUAUCGUGAUCUGAAACUGAGAAGUGCAUUGAUUCAAAACAAGCAACUGAGAUUGUUACCACAAGAACAAAUAUAUGAUAAAGUCAAUGGAGUUUGGAAUUUAUCAAGUGACCAGGGAAAUUUGGGAACAUUUUUUAUUACUAAUGUGAGAAUAGUUUGGCAUGCAAAUAUGAAUGACAGCUUUAAUGUCAGCAUACCAUAUCUUCAAAUUCGUUCAAUAAAAAUGAGAGACUCAAAGUUUGGCUUGGCACUUGUGAUAGAGAGUUCUCAGCAGAGUGGAGGAUAUGUACUUGGUUUUAAAAUAGACCCUGUAGAGAAACUACAGGAGGCAGUGAAAGAGAUUAAUUCACUUCACAAAGUUUAUUCAGCUAAUCCUAUAUUUGGAGUGGAUUAUGAAAUGGAAGAAAAGCCUCAACCCCUUGAAGACCUAACAGUGGAGCAGGUUCCAGAUGAUGUGGAAAUAGAAGCUGAUGAACAUACAGAUGCUUUUGUGGCUUACUUUGCUGAUGAAAACAAGCAACAUGAUCGGGAGCCUGUUUUUUCAGAAGAACUGGGACUUGCAAUAGAGAAGCUAAAGGAUGGAUUCACACUCCAGGGACUCUGGGAAGUAAUGACCUGAUUCAGAUUGGUACAUGUUUGUUUCCUAAGCAGGGAAAAACUCUCCGUUCUUGCUGGAUUUAGAUCUGUAGAAGAUAAUUUAGAAAUACCGGAGUAGCAGAGAAAGAACACGCCAACGCUAAAGAGCAGGCAAAUAUUAUAUAACAAGCCCUCAGGCUAUGUCAUAACAGAAAGAUUAUUCAGAAACCUUGUGCACUUAAGAGCUGUGUGAUUCUGGUGUUGUCCAAGCAGUGGCAGGAGAGGCGGACGGGGCAGGCGUAGCUGCCGCAGGGAGUGCUGCCCCCUGCAGGCCCCUCUCGGUCACGGCUGUGGGAACCUGCGAGUUCCCUCUGCCUGUCACAAUGGGAGCCCCUGGCAGUCCCUCUGUUUGACACACUUGUAAACUCCACUGUUAUCAGGGUUGUCCUUUCUCCCUCCCCUGACAACAUGGCCUCUCUCAAUUCGGCCAUGCUGUUUCAGUCACCAUUUUUUCAUCAACUCCAUGGCUUCUGUGUUUAUGUAUUGCCCUUUGGCUGCUGGGACCAGGCACUGCUUGCCAUUUUACACACAAAACUGCUUGCCAUUUUACACAUUCUACAUUUUCUAUGUCAGAAAAGGAAGCCUUGUCUUUCUUCUGCACAUGGAGACCACUUUCUGAGACAAGGCAGUGUGAGGUAUGCAGUUCGAUGCUCAAUUUCAAGUAUUCAUAUUCAGAGUGAUAUACAUUCCCAUAAUGACUAUGUUUGAAUUAAAUUUUCAUAACUUGUUUACCAAUUUGCAACACAGAAAUACGAUCAUACAUAGAACAUUUUGUAUGUAGACAUAUUGGCUGCAUUAUUGAUAGCUUUAAGAAAAAGCAGUUCUGUUCCAAAUAAUAGCUUUCAUAUCUCACAAUUUUGCUAAAUGUUCAGCACGUGUUAUUCCAGGUAUUUAAUUGUAAUCCAGAUAUCCUGAUACAGUUGUUUGUUUUUGCUAGGGCACCUUUUAAAGCAAUGAUCUAGAAAACAGGGCACAUGCAAAUAGCUUCUGUGUGUGAGUCAUUAGACCUUUUACGAUGUUAUGUAUUAAAGAGAAAUGAGUCAUUUAUUGUUUAAAGGAAGACACAGCUGUUACGUUGUCUAAUGAGAUAAAACCUCUGCGCUGUUUUCUAUAAAUGGAAAAAGUCAAAUGAGCUUUCCUCUCAGCUGUUGUUUCAGCAGCUGACUGUUAAAGUAACUGUGGUGUGAAUGUAAUAUUGGUGUUCGUAGAAAAUCUUUCAAAGUAUAUAUUUUAAUGAAAUACUACCUAUAUUGAAAAGCAGUGAUUACUUCAAUAAACUUUGAUAAUAUUA